UAUGAGAGGCAGAUCAUGCCUCAGCUUUGGAUUCAUCCUAAACGGAGAGCAAGAGGUCGCAACCACCACCAACGACAACCAUGGCUAAGAAGGUCAUUGCAGAGUGCCAGAGAAAGGCCUUUUUCGGCUAAGAAGCAAUCGAUGACAGAGAAGGCAUUUUUUGGCAGCGAAGCAAUGAUGACGACCGUGGCUCGUCUUGGCGUCACGAUUGCCUGCGGUGAAGGCAUUCUUCGGUCCAUGGCGAAGCAAUCGGAGAAUCAAUGCCGAUGGAAUAGAUCUUCGUCUCCUGUGGUGAAUAAAGGGCAACGGAGUUGGUCCCCUGUAGACAGUGGCAGGCUGGCGACGGGAUGGUGGUGGCAGGUGGCAGGUGGCCGGCGUCGGGAGCCCGAUGGUGGUGGCUGGUGGCAGGAGUUUAGCGGUGGUGGCCAGCGGCAAGAGUCCGAUGGUGGUGGCCAACGGCCGGAGUCCAGCGGUGGUGGCCAGCUGCGGUAUUCCAACGGUGGUGGCCGGCGGUGUUAGCCGGUGGUGGCCGACGGCCGGAGUCCAGCGGUGGUGGCAGCUGCGGUAUUCCAACGGUGGUGGCCGGCGGUGUUAGCCGGCAGCGGGAUUCCGGCGAUGCAAGCCGACGGCAGGAUUCCGGCGUAAUGGUUAGCUAGAUAUAGACAUGUGGCAUGAUAUGCUUGCCUUAAAAAGAGUGGCAUUGUGUGUAAUUUUGAUAUUGUUUAGUGAUAUUUUUGUAAAAUUAGGUACUACAUUUUGGUCUUUGGCCUUAUGAUAAUUAGAUGAAAUUGUAUUCCUAUCUUCCAAAUUAGUAAA
Prunus persica (peach) is the source of this 816-nucleotide messenger RNA. RefSeq lists its product as uncharacterized. The record is from RefSeq and is a predicted model, not a curated record. The transcript has 2 exons. Bases 16 to 519 code for a protein of 167 amino acids. NCBI's taxonomy places the organism in Eukaryota, Viridiplantae, Streptophyta, Magnoliopsida, Rosales, Rosaceae.